This is a messenger RNA of Magnolia sinica, 3088 nucleotides long. RefSeq names its product asparagine synthetase domain-containing protein C4F6.11c. Gene Ontology annotation, molecular function: asparagine synthase (glutamine-hydrolyzing) activity. Bases 90 to 2321 code for a protein of 743 amino acids. The transcript is spliced from 13 exons. NCBI's taxonomy places the organism in Eukaryota, Viridiplantae, Streptophyta, Magnoliopsida, Magnoliales, Magnoliaceae. The record is from RefSeq and is a predicted model, not a curated record.
UAUCAUAUAACUCCACUCACCCUAAAACCCUAACAAAAGGGGGAAGAAAAAGGCGCACGAAAAAUAGAAAAAAAGGAAGAAAAAUCAAGAUGUGUGGAAUUGCUUUGAUCAUCUCAGGUGUUCGCAUUGAUUCUUCGUCAUUCUGCUCCGAUGCCUGUUUGGAUGCUGAAUCUCACCCAUCUUCAAUCUCUGAGGCAAAACAGGUGGAUGAACAUGUUUUAUUAAUAGACGAUCUUAAAGGUGCUCUACUUAGACGGGGUCCUGAUCACCUGGGGAGCAAGAGGGUUUUACUGAAAUUAAAGAGUUCAAAAUUUAUGGAUAAAGAUGAUAAUGUAUCUGCCUUGAAUGUGGAAUCGGUUGAGUGUACUGUUCCCAUUAAUUGCGACCCACUGUCCCAUUGUUUAUCAGAUGAACUUCGAAUUGAAGGCCCAUUAUUGGACUCUUUGGUUGACAAUGAGGAGGAUACUGGAGAGGGGAUUUCGUGUUUAUGCUUUCCCAUGAAAGAGAAAGAUGGCAUCACUCACGCAUCUGAAGUGGUUUGUACACAAGAUGUAGGUGCCGUAUUGACUAAAUCUGUGGCAGAACUUCAUUUCCUUGGUGCCAUGCUACAACUUCGGGGAACAAGUCCCGUUCUUCAGCCACUGGUGGAUACUUCCGGAAAUCUCCUUGUUUAUAAUGGUGAAAUAUUCGGGGGAAUCAAUGUUGGAAGUGAUAGCAACGAUGGUGAAACUCUAAUGCAUGAGUUAGAAGGUUGCUGUCACUGUGAUUGUCAUAGGCAUGGAAAAUCAUUUUGUUGCAUUGAAAAAGGACAAACUUCUGUUCCCAUGCUGCUUUCAACGAUUAAAGGGCCAUGGGCUUUGAUCUACUGGCAGGCUAGGUCAAAAAUAAUAUGGUUUGGUCGUGAUGCAUUUGGAAGACGAAGCCUCCUUGUUCACUGGCCAACUUUGGAUGACCCGCAAUUUCUGCUAUCUUCUGUAUCACCACCUUCGUCUGUUGAGAACUCUGAUUUUGAAGUUGCAGAUGAAAUUGGUGCUCUUGAUUACUGGGAGGAGCUUCCUUGCGGGAUAUACAGCAUAUGUUUUGAUGCUUCAAUAGCCAAUUCUCACCGUAUAUUGGUUGGUCAAGUCAGGAAGCAUGAAUGGACUGAUCCCCUUCUAAAGGACCUGAUCAAAUGGGAAAGAAUUUCUGUUGAACCCAAGCCUGAGGAAUUUUAUUUGCAAUGCCUUCCAGUUCUAAAACCGCAACAUGUCUUGUGUUCAGCAAAUGCAGAUGGAAUGCCUUCAAAUCUAUGUGCUCCUGGAGACCAUGUUACAAAUCAUAAAGGACUGCAUGAAGACAUUCAUGAUACGUUAGCUAAUUGUGUAAUUCAAUCAGAAUCAAUCUUCAAUGAUAAAGGGGCUAUUCAAUAUUCGGUUUCACUACCAGCACACAAGGUUCUAAUUGCCUUGAGAGAAUCCACGAUGCGGCGCACUACCCUGACCAAAAUCUGUCAGGCAAACUUGCAUGAAACAAGAGAAGGGAAACUUGUUCCUGUGGCAGUUCUUUUUUCUGGUGGAUUGGAUUCGAUGAUACUUGCAGCGUUGUUGGAUCAGUGCCUAAAUUCCACUUUGAUGCCUUCUGUGAACAUGUCUGCUCAGAUCUACUCUCUGUUGACAGAUGAGAUCGAUCUGCUAAAUGUGAGCUUUGACGGCCAGCUUGCUCCAGAUAGAAUUACUGCACAGUCAGGGGUAAGGGAACUUCAAAGAAUUGCUCCAUCUAGAAGAUGGCGCCUUGUGGAGAUCGAUGCUGAUUUAUCAAGUUUAACCUCAGAAACCAAGCAUGUAACAUCACUCAUAAAUCCUGCUAAAACCUACAUGGACCUGAACAUUGGGAUAGCAUUAUGGUUGGCAGCUCGAGGAGAUGGUUGGGUGAAUGAAGGGGUCCAGUGUCACAAAUACAGAUCGAAGUCCAAAAUUCUUCUAGUUGGUUCUGGUGCUGAUGAACAAUGCGCUGGCUACAGCAGGCAUAGGACAAAAUACAGAUUGGGAGGCUGGCUUGCACUGGAAGAGGAGAUGAAAUUGGACAUGCAGAGAAUUUGGAAACGGAACCUAGGGAGAGAUGACAGGUGCAUCUCUGAUAAUGGAAAGGAGGCUAGAUUUCCAUUCUUGGAUGAGGAUGUUAUCAGAACUUUACUUGAAAUUCCUCUAAGAGAUGUUGCAGAUCUUGAUCAACCAGUUGGAAGAGGCGAUAAGAAAAUUUUGAGAGAAGGUCAGGUGAUUCCAGCAGCUGAAUCCAUAUUCCAUACCCACACACAACACCUGUUCCCAGGUAACGUUGGUUAGCAGGAUAAGAAAUAUUUUAUUUUUCCUGUACUUGUAUUGCAUACCACUGGUCCAUAGAAUUUUCAAAUUCUUUUCUGCAGUUGAUGUUCCUUUUUGCCAAGGAAAGAUUGGGGCAGAUUCUCUAAUUGACCACCUCUCAAAUUUAUAGCUCAAAAUCAGUGUAAAGAUGCCCUAAUUUUCUCAUAAUUCUCAGAGAUUGACGACAUCGUUGAGUAGUUUCUUAAAAAUUGUCUAAGAGCCUUUCUAAAAAGAGCUACUCAUAUAGCUUGGCAUGAGGACUUGCUUCCAAUGUGCCAAUGUCACAUAUAUGGAGAUGCAGGUUGUUCAUUCCCAAAAGUCAGGUCAGUCCGCUCACAUGAAAAAAAUGGAUAGUCAACAAAUAAAAUGGUUGCUGGUCCACAUUUAACCUACGACUGUGACCACACAAUGUGCAGACCAAUGUUUUGAAUAAUGGUACUGGUGGGUGUAUCAUCCAGGCCCAAAAAUGAUACGAUACAGCCCCUUUUUUCUUAACAUGCGAGUUCGCCCCCAUAACGCAUAAUGGGGGUGACCAGUACUGCUAUAUAAUGGUUAAUGCAGUCAUAACGUAAUAGAUAUUCAAAACCACAGUGCAGACUAGCACACCAGCCUGACUUUUGGGCUAGAGUAUAUAUACUUGGCAUCUGCCCACAAACCUACAUUCAGGAGUAGUGAUUGCAUUUCUUGAUGUCUAAAUAUGAGUUUGGUUCUUCUUUUGGAUGCUAAGCAUAAACUGAAGUGUGCAUGCU